Naegleria gruberi is the source of this 1134-nucleotide messenger RNA. RefSeq lists its product as uncharacterized. Gene Ontology annotation, biological process: mRNA splice site recognition. Bases 1 to 1134 code for a protein of 377 amino acids. The record is from RefSeq and is a predicted model, not a curated record. Lineage: Eukaryota; Heterolobosea; Eutetramitea; Acrasida; Naegleriidae. The transcript has a single exon. Gene Ontology annotation, molecular function: mRNA binding. Gene Ontology annotation, cellular component: U2-type prespliceosome; U1 snRNP.
AUGAUCACAGCAACUAGAAACUUUUCCGCCUUGUUGGACGAAUUGAUGGGCGUAAAUAGGAAUGGAGAUCGACAGGAUUUAAUCAUUGAACAUUUUACCGAUCCAAGAGUUUGUAAAUAUGAUCUACUAGGCUUGUGUCCAUAUAAAUUAUUUCCAAAUACAAAAUUCGACUUGGGACCUUGUCCAUUUCUUUGUUGUCCUGUUCCUCCGAAAUUUAAAAAACAAUUCGAAGAGGAAAAGAAAACUCUCAACUUUGAUUAUGAACAUAAAUUGGAACAAAUAUUAGCACAAAUACAAGAUAAUUGCGAUGAAAAAAUUGCUAAAGCACAAUCGAGAUUGGAUGUACAACAUAAAAAGGAUUUAAAUAAGAAUAACGAACCAUUGGAAUUACAAAAUAUCAAGAAGGAAAUUGAUAAAGUAACAAAACAAAUUGAAGAAUUAACAACGGAAGGAGAAUAUGAAGAAGCACACAAACUCAUGGAAAGAUUGGAUAGUUUAAAGAAGGAAAAGGAAACUGUGGAAGCUAAAGCCCCAACACAAAAAAUCGGAGAUACACAAGAACUUAUUGUCUGUGAAAUUUGUGGUGCCUUAUUGAGUGUAAAUGAAAGUGACCAGAGAUUGGCUGAUCACUUUGCUGGUAAGGCUCACUUGGGUUUCCAAAAAGUUAGAGAAAAAUUGAAAGAAUUAAGAGAAAAUAGAACUUUUAAUGACAAGAGACAAUUAAUUGCUGACAGAGAUCACUAUAAACAAAUGAAAGGAAAUGAUUACAAUGACUACUAUGAACUGAAAAGAAAGAGGCCAGAAAAUGAACCAGUUCCACAACCUUCAGAACCAGCUAGCUACGCUCCAAGCAGUAGUAGCUCAUCUUCAUACUAUUCACACGAUAAUAGAAGUUCCUCACAUGACAAUAGAAGGGAUAAUAGAGGAGGUCAUGAUGAUAGAUAUUCAUCUGGAGGUGGUGGACGAUCAUCAUCUUACAAUGGUGGAGGUGGAGGAUACAGAGACAGAGGAGAUAGAAGAGACUUUGACAAUCAUCAUUCUUCGUCAUCCUCUUCCUAUCAUCGUGAUGAUUACCGUGAUAGACAUCACUCUGAUUCCUAUAGUAGAUCUCAACAUGAUUAUAGAAGAAGAUAA